Messenger RNA from Paramecium primaurelia, 1361 nucleotides. NCBI's taxonomy places the organism in Eukaryota, Ciliophora, Oligohymenophorea, Peniculida, Parameciidae. The record is from the annotation of a GenBank genome assembly.
AUGGAAAUAAAUUGUAAAUUACCCCCUAGAAUAACAAUGAAUCCAUUAUAUUAUAGUAAUGGUGCUAGACCUGUUAUCUAAUACAGAAUCAAUCCAAAUGAAUAAAGAAGAUAUACGACAGAUCUUGAGGCUAUGAGAAAAUAUUCAAAAAGUUAGAAUUCAUAAAAACAAAAUGAUGAUAAGUAUUUGUGUAAUUAAUUAAUUAGUGGAAAUCAAUAGAAUAAUCCUUAGAAAUCAAUAGGAAUAGCAAGAGCUAAUACUGCAGAUAAAUAAUAAUUGGAAGAUUCAAAAAAUCAAUAUAAUUCUAAUCGAGACAAUAAGAAACCGCAGUAACCAUAAUUAUUCAAAGUGUAGAGCUAAGCAAAACCAAUCUUUGAGAAUUUUAGCAAAUAUUAAAGUUAAAAACUUAAAAACCACAGUUUUGUUACUUAACAUUAAUAGAAUGAGAAACCACACUCUUUUAAAUAGAUUGCAUAGAAAGGUCCUUCACAAAUAUCGCAUUGUAUAUAAUGACAUUAACUUAGUAUAUUAUGUGGGAGACUUAUAGAAUGCAAUUUUGAAUUAGAAAUCAUAAAGUUCAGCCUUGUUUAGAGAACAUAUAUAAUCAUCUUUCACUUACAUACCUAUUAUAAAGAAUUUAUAAAUUGAUCAAGAAUAAAUUAAAAAGAAACUCUUAAAUAUUCCAUUAAAUUUAAAUAAGAAAUGUAAAGUUUUAUAAUUUAAGUUAAGACAAUAAGACAAUAAUAUUUGAUAUGGAUGAGACUUUAAUACAUUGUAAUGAAGAUGAAAAUGAUAAAUGCUAGUUUAAAAUUGACAUCCAAUUUGAAGAUGGAGAAAUAAUAGAAGCUGGUAUAAACAUUAGAAAUUUUGCAAAGGAAAUUAUUCAAAAACUAAGUGAUUAAUGUGAAGUUAUGAUCUUUACUGCAUCUUAAGAUGUAUAUGCUAAUAAAGUAUAUAAAAAAUUAAUAAUUAGGUUAUUAAUAUUUUAGAUCCAAAUAAUAAAUUAAGUUAUAGAAUUUUUAGAGAGAGUUGUAUUUCAGUUGGUGAUAAUAAUUUAAUAAAACAUCUAGGAGUUUUAAAUAGGGAUUUGAAGAAUGUUGUUUUGAUUGAUAAUUCUUCUUAUAGUUUUGCGUAAUUAUUGAUUUUAACACAAAGUUAGACACCAUUUAGAGAAUGGGAUUCCGAUUUUACCAUAUUAUCAUGAUGAUAAAGAUAAUUAAUUGAUCAAAUUGUAUAGAUAUUUGUGCUAAAAUAUUUUACCUGUUGAUGAUGUGAGACCAGUUAUAUUGUCACAUUUCAAAUUGGAUAAAUUAAAUUAAUAUGAGAGUGUGGAAGAAGCAGUAUAAAAUUUAUAUUUUUGA